Paramuricea clavata is the source of this 1698-nucleotide messenger RNA. The record is from the annotation of a GenBank genome assembly. Lineage: Eukaryota; Metazoa; Cnidaria; Anthozoa; Malacalcyonacea; Plexauridae.
GUUUCCUUUAAAAGAUGAAAGACAUCUUGAGAAGUGGGAAAAUAUAGUUAAGAGAGCAAGAAAUGAUGGACAACAAUGGAGGGCAACACGCCACAGCUACAUUUGCAGUAAUCAUUUUGAAGCAUGUGACUACACUAUACUCCCAUCCUCAACAGGGCCGUGCAGGCUAAAAAAAUAUGCUGUACCAUCAUUAUUCAAAUUGGUAUUCAAACCGCAAAGCAUACCAAAAGAGGCUAGAAGCCGACUGGAAAUGCCUGAAGGAAGUUCCACCCAUGAAGGCCAUGAACGUCCAAUUUCACAUGAACAUCUAUUGUCAACAAUAUAUCAUGAUCACUGCUAUGGAAAACGGCAAAAACUAAUACAGCAGACACCACUUCAAGAAAUCCAUUGUAAUUCAUGUCAAGAUGAAGAAAUUUCUGAAAAACAAUUAAAACAUAAAAUUAAAAACUUACAGCAGCAAUUGCGAAGAUGUAAGAAGAAGAUAAGGAACAUGGCAGAACUUAUUGACAAACUGCAAGAAGAGCUCAUCAUAAAAUCAAAUGUGGCAGAUAAGUUACAUGAAUCAUUCGACAAAAUUCAAUUGUCCAUUUUCCAAAAUGUCCAAAAAAAUUCACAGAGUUUGCCAUGUGGCCGCCGCUAUACUGAUGAUAUCAAAGAAUUCGCAUUAACCUUAUACUUUUAUUCUCCAAAAGCAUAUCAAUAUGUACGUUCAAUUUUGCCCAUACCCAAUCCUUCUUUGAUUCGGAAGUGGGCAAGCGCAGUAGAUUGUGAACCUGGGUUCCUGAAAGAGGCAUUCGAGGCACUGUCAGAUGAAGUCAAACAAUGUCCAGACAAAAAAGACUGUGACCUCAUUAUGGAUGCCAUGUCAAUUCGAAAGGAGACGGUGUGGGACAAGAAGAAUGAUAGAUAUGAUGGAUUCAUAAACUAUGGCACAGUAAACCCUGAAGAUCCAGAGACAUUAGCUUCUGAAGCACUAGUCUUUCUGUUGGUUGGAGCCAGAACACACUGGAAAUGUCCCAUUGGUUACUUUCUCGGCAAUAAAAUUUCUGCGAGGAUCCAGGCACAGCUUUUGAUAACAGCACUUGAAAUGGCCGCAGAAUCUGGACUACGGGUAUGGUCUAUCACUGCAGAUGGAACAUCAGUAAAUCUCAGCACCUUCAGUCUCCUUGGCUGUAAAUUUGGAACAACGUACAAGGACAUGGUUACAAAGUUCAAGCAUCCAACAGAAGAUUACCACGUAUAUGUCAUAUUGGAUCCAUGCCACAUUUGUGCUUAAUCCAGGAAGAACAUAAAAUGAAGGUUAACCUGGCGGCACAAACACUAAGUUCAUCGGUAGCAGAUGCAAUUGAAUUCCUAGAGAACGUAAUGGAGCUACCUGACUUUACAGACAGCCAAGGAACAGUAAUAUUUUGCAGAGCAAUUGACAGACUAUUCGAUAUGCUAAAUUCUCGCAACCCAUUAGGAAAAUGCUACAAACAACCCCUCAGAUUGAACACACAGGAUAUUUGGGAAUCAACAUUAAGAUCUACGGCUGAUUACCUACUAUCUUUGAAAACAGAUACAGUUCCUGCCCAACUUCUUUCAACACAUCCUCGAAAGACAUUUAUAAUUGAUUUUGUAGCAGACAUAAAGUCAACAAUUGAAAUGGCCCAUGAAAUGCUAUCAAGCACCAACAACCCAUUCAAAAAUAUGUGCUAA